Messenger RNA from Tachysurus vachellii, 2498 nucleotides. RefSeq names its product ubiquitin-conjugating enzyme E2 D4-like. The transcript has 2 exons. The coding region runs from base 223 to 2490 and encodes 755 amino acids. Gene Ontology annotation, biological process: protein polyubiquitination; regulation of transcription by RNA polymerase II; ubiquitin-dependent protein catabolic process. The record is from RefSeq and is a predicted model, not a curated record. Lineage: Eukaryota; Metazoa; Chordata; Actinopteri; Siluriformes; Bagridae. Gene Ontology annotation, cellular component: nucleus. Gene Ontology annotation, molecular function: ubiquitin conjugating enzyme activity; RNA polymerase II cis-regulatory region sequence-specific DNA binding; DNA-binding transcription factor activity.
GGUAGAUAGGGUUAGGGUUAUAUCAGGGUGUGUAACCUAUUAAAAAUAGUGGAUAAAAAUAUUAACCACACGGUGCAGCAGUGAUCCAAAUUAAAUCCUAAUUAGCAAAGAAGAGGAACAAGAACUACAACAACAUCUCAACAACAAGAAGUGUUUACAUUUCUUAUCAAUUAAAUGCUCUGCUCUGAAAUGCCGUGAAAGCACACAACGACACACACUGUGAUGCAGGACUCAACCAUGGAAGACUCCAAAGCAGGGUUAUUUACAAAAGGGGAAUCUCAGCGACAAAGCAGCUUGUUUCUGAAUCUCUUUAAAGAGUUCCAGUUCGAAGCGUUAGAUGACCCUUCGGCUCAGACAGAACAUUCCAGCAAUCCAAAAAAUUCCAGAGUGAAUAGUCAAGCACAGCAAACCGUUCUACAUUGCUUGCACACAUCCUCUUCUCAACAACAGACUGGACAGGACCAUAACUCAAAUCUGUCUGACCAUGAACUCCAAUCUGGAGAGGAUCCAAACCUGUCCUCAACUGUGUUGGACUCUAACUCAAACUUGUCCUCAACUGUGUUGGACUCUAACUCAAACCUGUCCUCAACUGUGUUGGACUCUAACUCAAACCUGUCCUCAACUAAACACGAAUCUGUGUUGGACUCUACCUCAAGCUUGUUCUUUUCUAACCACCGAUCUGAAGAGGACUCUAACUCAAUCCCAUCCUCUCCUGAAUACCAAUCCCGAGAUGACCACACCUCGUACAUGUCCUACCAUAAACACCAAUCUAAAGAGGACUCUCCCUUAAACCUGUCCUUUACUAAACACGAUUCUGGAGAGGCUCACACCCCACAAUUAUCAAGUCCUAAACACCAGUUUGAAGAGAAAUACACCAUGCAUGUGUCCUACCAUGUAAACCAGUCUGGACGGGACUAUAUCUCAAACCUUUCCUCUACUAAACAUCAGACUGAAGAGGAACCAACUGCAAACUUGUCCUACCAUGAAAAUGACUACAUCUCAAUCAAAUCCUCCCCUGAACACCAAUUUAAAGAAGACCAGACAUCAAAUCUGUCAUCUCCUGAAUCAGAACAGAAACUUCUACCACAUUUCAAGUGUCGCUACUGUGGCAAGUCCUUCAGCUGCCAGCGGUAUCUCAAAGUGCACACUGUCCAAAGAGAAGAUGCCUUUAACUGUACAUCAUGUGGGAAGCUUUUCUCUGCUAAAUGUAGCUUGAUGGCUCACAGACAUUCUGAGCAUAAGGGAGAAAAACCUCUGGAAUGUGAAGUGUGUGGAAAAACUUUUGCAACAGCUAAAGCGAGAGCUGCACAUCAGUCUCAUCACAACGGGACCCAGCGGUUUAACUGCCCAUGCUGUGACAAAUGCUUCCUGAGCAAGAACCUAGUAAAUGCUCACAUGCUAAAUGAGCACCAGGGGAUUCAACCUUUUGGAUGUGACAUUUGUGGUAAAAGAUUCAAGCUGAGGAAUGGACUGAUCUCCCAUCAGCGGAUUCACUCAGGAGAGAGACCAUACCACUGCGAAGAAUGUGGCAAGACCUUCAUCGCUAUAAGCACCUUUAAUGUCCAUCGGCGGGUUCACACAGGAGAGAAGGCGUUUAGCUGUGAAUCAUGCGGAAGGAAGUUCAGCCUAGCUGCUUGUCUGUCCAGACAUCAGCAGAGCCACAGGGAUUCUAAAUCCUUCACCUGUGACGUCUGCAAGAAGACUUUUGCCAAGGUUAGCCAUCUUCGUCUUCAUCAACGUGUACAUGCUGGCAAGAAAACGCAUGACUGCCAAACCUGCCAGAAAAGUUUCAGUCAUAUCCAGUCUCUCAGGUUACAUGAAAAGAUUCAUGUAACCAAGCGAACGUUUUCCUGCUCCAUAUGCGCCAAAUUGUUUGGAUCAAAUGCGUAUUUAAAAAAUCACCAGCAGGUCCAUACAGGAGUGAAUCUGCACCGCUGUAAUGAGUGCGGCAAGAGUUUCAUCACAGCCGGCCAUCUUCGCUCGCAUCUUCAAGUCCAUCCACACUUGAGACCUUUCGCCUGCGGCGAGUGUGGACGGAGUUACAGCACCCUCGACGAUCUUGUGCGCCACAGACGCGUCCAUACGGAUGACAGCUUCCGCUGUGAGGUGUGUGAGAAGCGGUUUGUGACGAAGAAAAGCUUAUCCUCGCACCAGCGAACGCACAGCGGCGAGAAGCCGUACUCGUGCAGGGAGUGCGGUAAGAGUUUCGCACACUUAUCCAGUGUUCUCAGACAUGCCAGCGUUCACACGGAAGAGAAACCCUUCAGGUGUGACGAGUGUGGGAAAUGUUUCCGCCUGGAGAUUGGCCUCAGAGCUCACACACAGAUGCAUGCGAACAAGCAAGCGCACACGUGCACCGAAUGCGGGAGAGGUUUCUCACGAACAAAACCCUUCCUGAACCACAAAUGUGCAAAGAAGCGAUCUGAGAAUGGGACACGGAAUCCAAACAGCAAGAAAAGACAAAAGAACGUCUCUGAAAACAUGGUUUAAAUUCUGUA